AUGUUCCUCCUAGCGGCCUUUUGCCUGGCCCUGACGGCGAUGGGUGGCCAGGCCAGGCCUCUGGAGCCCACGGCCCAGCACAUCGUGAUCGUGACCCCGCAGGCGCAGGUCCACCUGGAGCCGGCCCUCCGCUACGUCCACGGACUGUCGCCUUUGGCCCGCGUGUCCUCGCCGCACCACCACGAGGAGACCAUUGUGUAUGUGCCGGCUGGAGCUGCGGCCCAGGUGGUGCCGGUGGUGGACGCCAUUGGAUCUGGCCGUGCUGGCGGUGCGCCGGAGACCAAGCAGUGGGAGAACACGGGCGAGAUCGCCAACCAGAUCCAGCAGGUGUCCCAGCAGGGCGUCGAGAUCGUGAGCGGCCAGUUGAGCGAGGCGGCCUCAUCCGCCGCAUCUGCCGGAGCGGGCUUCUUCCCCUCCCUGUUCCCGCCCAGCGGCUCCAAGAAGGAGGAGCAACUGCUGCAGGGCCUGAAGAGCGAGAAGAUUGAGCUGAUCGAGACGCCGGCCAACACCCAGCCACUGAUUGCCACCGAGGCCCGGCACUUCUACAGCAUUCCCCAGGUCUAUCACACCCCAGUGGUGGAUGUGGUGCAUGGCCCCGUCUACACCUGGCCCAUUUCCGCCAUCCGGGCACGCAGCAUCCAGCAGGAACCGGAACCGGAGCUGGUGGCCACCGAUCCUGGCCUGAAACUGACCCUGAAGGCUGAGCCACAGGCGGAGAUCCAACCGGAGACCUUGUUGAAGGAACAGCCCCUGUUGAAGGAGCAGCAGCAGCUGCAGCCACUGCUGAAGGACAAGCUGCAGCCACAGCCACUGCUGAAGGAGCAGAUCCCGGAGCAGGCUGUCCAGGAGCAGCAGAAGCCCAUCAUUGCCGAGGCCAGUGAGCAGAAGUCCGAGUUCGCGGGACGUCUGCUGGAGAGCAAUGCCAUAAAGCAGGAGCUCAAGGGUGCCGAGAUCGCCAAGGAGCAGUUGAAGGAGGAUCCAGCCAAGAUUCAGCAGCAGGAGGAGCUGAUCAAGGCCAUUCAGCCAGAGCCGCUGACCAAAACCAUCCAGGCUGAGCCGCUGACCAAGACCAUUCCCGCGGAGGCCAUCCAGGCCGAGCAGCCGAAGCAGCAGGAGAUCCAGAAGCCGGCCGAGAUCGCCGUCGAUGCCAUUGAGCCGCAGGCCUAAGGCCCCGGCCCGGAACCAGAACUCAUCUCUGAAUCUCACUCAUCCCCUGGGCAGCUUUGGUUCUCCGACUGAUUCUCAUCGCUGGCCCGGCACACAAGAUGACCGGGUCACGGGGUUCACCCUUAUCCAGCAA
Drosophila rhopaloa is the source of this 1300-nucleotide messenger RNA. RefSeq lists its product as uncharacterized. NCBI's taxonomy places the organism in Eukaryota, Metazoa, Arthropoda, Insecta, Diptera, Drosophilidae. The coding region runs from base 1 to 1167 and encodes 388 amino acids. The transcript has 2 exons. The record is from RefSeq and is a predicted model, not a curated record.